Exophiala spinifera is the source of this 561-nucleotide messenger RNA. RefSeq lists its product as uncharacterized. Gene Ontology annotation, molecular function: ATP hydrolysis activity; AMP kinase activity; ATP binding. The transcript has a single exon. Bases 1 to 561 code for a protein of 186 amino acids. Lineage: Eukaryota; Fungi; Ascomycota; Eurotiomycetes; Chaetothyriales; Herpotrichiellaceae. The record is from RefSeq and is a predicted model, not a curated record. Gene Ontology annotation, cellular component: nucleus; cytoplasm.
AUGCGUUCUUUACCAAAUAUUCUGAUAGCAGGAACCCCUGGCGUCGGCAAGACUACGACGUGCAACGAGAUCCUUAGCCUGGCGUCCCAAGCGACACCACCACUCAACCUCAAGCACCUCUCCAUCAACGACAUCGUCAAGGAGCGAUCCUGCCACAGCGGGUAUGACGAAGAACUACAAACCCUGAUUGUCGACGAAGACAAGCUCAUGGACGAGGUCGAGAAAGAGAUCGCGGACGGCGAGGGUGAAGGAGGCUGGGUCAUUGACUGGCACUCGACUGCAGGGUUCGCCGUACGCUGGGUUGACCUGGUGGUUGUGCUCAGGUGCGAAGAGACGAGCGUGCUGUUCGACAGACUCUCAUCAAGAGGAUACAAGGACGAGAAAGUGCAAGAGAACAUGGAUGCCGAGAUAUUUGGUGUUGUCAGCGAGGAAGCAAAAGAGGCCUGGGAUGAGGACGGGCAAGUGGUUGAAUUGAGAAGCGUGUCACCCGAGGACAUUGAAGAGAACGCAGAACGAGUAGUGGCGUGGGUCAAGAACUGGAUAAAAGAUCAGGGCCACUGA